Messenger RNA from Nelumbo nucifera (sacred lotus), 1235 nucleotides. Its product is annotated as xyloglucan endotransglucosylase protein 34-like. Gene Ontology annotation, cellular component: apoplast; cell wall. Gene Ontology annotation, biological process: cell wall biogenesis; xyloglucan metabolic process. The record is from RefSeq and is a predicted model, not a curated record. Gene Ontology annotation, molecular function: hydrolase activity, hydrolyzing O-glycosyl compounds; xyloglucan:xyloglucosyl transferase activity. NCBI's taxonomy places the organism in Eukaryota, Viridiplantae, Streptophyta, Magnoliopsida, Proteales, Nelumbonaceae.
GCACACUGUCCCUUUUUUCCCACAGGGAACCCUUACCCUUUCUCUCAUUCUCUCAUUCUCUCGCCCUCGCCUUCGGGAAAUAUGGCUUCUUUUCUCUGGGUUCUGUGUUUAGGUUUCUUGGCGCAGGGAACAUUGGCUACUCCACCAAGGAAGCCUGUGAAUGUACCCUUUUAUCGUAACUAUGUUCCAACAUGGGCUUUUGAUCACAUUAAGUACUUCAAUGGAGGUAACGAGGUUCAGCUCUCAUUGGAUAAAUACACAGGUACUGGCUUUCAAUCCAAGGGUUCUUACUUGUUUGGCCACUUCAGCAUGGAUAUAAAGUUAGUUCCAGGGGACUCUGCUGGAACAGUAACUGCUUUCUAUCUAUCUUCUCAAAACUCGGAGCACGAUGAGAUAGACUUUGAGUUCUUGGGAAACAGGACAGGCCAACCAUAUAUUUUACAGACAAAUGUCUUCACUGGAGGGAAGGGUGACAGAGAACAAAGGAUCUAUCUCUGGUUUGACCCAACCAAAGACUUCCACUCCUACUCGGUUCUCUGGAACCUGUUUCAGAUAGUGUUUUUUGUGGACGAUGUUCCAAUCAGGACUUUCAAGAACUGCAAAGAUUUGGGACUGAAGUUCCCUUUCUACCAGCCCAUGAAGAUAUAUUCGAGCUUGUGGAAUGCGGAUGACUGGGCCACGAGGGGUGGUCUUGAGAAGACGGACUGGUCCAGAGCUCCCUUCCUUGCUUCUUACAGGAGCUUCCACAUAGAUGGGUGUGAGGAGUCUGUGAAUGCUAGGUUUUGUCGCACACAAGGAACCAAGUGGUGGGAUCAGAAGGAGUUCCAAGAUCUGGAUGGUUUCCAGUACAGGAGGCUUAAGUGGGUCCGCGACAAAUAUACCAUCUACAACUACUGUACUGAUAGGGUGAGGUACCCUAAAAUGCCACCUGAAUGCCAAAGGGACAGGGAUGUAUAAUUGAUAAUUCAAGCAAGCUCUGUUUGUUUCAUUAUAUGGUAUAUUACAUCCGCUGGCUGGUGGCUGGAUCAUCUUCUAUUCUCUACUUGUUGUCUCUAUUGGGUUGGGUAUAUAUGUAUAUGAUGAAAAGUGUUGGGAAGAGAGAUGACUUGGUGGAUGUAAGAUUGGAAGGGAAUCCUACUUUUAUGUAUUUCUCCUCUCUGUCGAAUCGAGCGUCGACUAUGGUUAUUGUUUGUGGUAAUAAAGACUGAAAUUAAUAUUAUUAUGUAUUUCAUUCA